CUGGAGACAAUGAUCGCGGAGUUUGCUCACUUCUUUCUCUUUGGAUUAAUAUGUCUCUCGUCAGGUUCGCGUCUUCGCCAAGAGGAUUUCCCACCACGAAUUGUUGAACAUCCUUCGGAUCUAAUUGUAUCUAAAGGUGAACCAGCAACUUUGAACUGUAAGGCUGAGGGCAGGCCAACACCAACUAUUGAAUGGUAUAAAGGAGGAGAAAGGGUUGAAACUGACAAAGAUGAUCCUCGCUCUCAUCGGAUGUUGCUGCCAAGUGGAUCUUUAUUUUUCUUACGCAUAGUUCAUGGCCGCAAGAGUAGGCCUGAUGAAGGAGUCUAUGUCUGUGUAGCAAGGAAUUAUCUUGGUGAAGCUGUGAGCCAUAAUGCAUCCCUGGAAGUAGCAAUACUACGUGAUGACUUCAGACAAAACCCUUCAGAUGUCAUGGUAGCUGUAAGUGAGCCAGCUGUGAUGGAAUGCCAACCUCCAAGAGGCCAUCCUGAGCCUACAAUAUCAUGGAAAAAGGAUGGAUCUCCACUGGAUGACAAAGAUGAAAGAAUUACUAUCAGAGGAGGAAAACUGAUGAUCACCUAUACUAGGAAGAGUGAUGCUGGCAAAUAUGUGUGUGUUGGAACAAACAUGGUGGGAGAAAGGGAAAGUGAAGUGGCAGAGCUUACAGUUUUAGAAAGACCUUCAUUUGUGAAGAGGCCAAGUAAUUUGGCAGUAAUUGUGGAUGACAGUGCAGAGUUUAAGUGUGAAGCACGUGGUGAUCCAGUUCCUACAGUAAGAUGGCGAAAGGAUGACGGAGAACUACCUAAAACAAGAUAUGAAAUCCGCGAUGACCAUACCUUGAAAAUCCGAAAAGUUACAGCAGGAGACAUGGGAUCGUAUACAUGUGUUGCAGAAAAUAUGGUUGGAAAAGCAGAAGCAUCAGCAACCCUAACAGUUCAAGUUGUAUCUGAGCCACCACAUUUUGUGGUGAAACCUCGUGACCAGGUGGCUGCAUUAGGCAGAACAGUGACUUUCCAGUGUGAAGCAACAGGGAACCCUCAACCAGCAAUAUUUUGGCGAAGAGAAGGAAGUCAGAACCUGCUAUUUUCAUACCAGCCUCCUCAAUCUUCUAGCCGGUUUUCUGUCUCACAAACUGGUGAUCUCACUAUUACAAACGUACAGCGAUCUGAUGUUGGAUAUUAUAUCUGCCAGACUUUAAAUGUAGCAGGGAGUAUUACAACUAAAGCCUACUUGGAGGUUACUGAUGUAAUUGCAGACCGGCCUCCCCCUGUCAUUCGACAAGGUCCUGUGAAUCAAACUGUGGCUGUGGAUGGUACUUUAAUACUCAGCUGUGUAGCUGCAGGUACUUUAAUGCCCACCAUUCAUUGGAAAAAAGAUAGCACCCUCCUCUCCACACAAGACUCCCGGAUCAAGCAGCUGGAGACUGGCGCACUACAGAUUCGAUAUGCCAAGCUGGGUGACACUGGUCGGUAUACAUGUAUUGCCUCAACCCCAAGUGGUGAAGCAUCGUGGAGUGCUUACAUUGAAGUUCAAGAAUUUGGAGUGCCUGUGCAGCCACCAAGACCUACUGACCCUAACUUGAUUCCAAGUGCACCAUCAAAACCCGAGGUUACUGAUGUCAGCAGAAAUACAGUAACAUUGUCAUGGCAGCCUAAUUUGAAUUCAGGUGCAACUCCAACCUCUUAUAUAAUAGAGGCCUUCAGCCAUGCAGCUGGCAGUAGCUGGCAGACUGUAGCAGAAAACAUAAAACCAGAAACAUUUGCUGUUAAAGGGCUGAAACCAAAUGCAAUUUAUCUCUUCCUUGUACGGGCAGCCAAUGCAUAUGGAAUUAGUGAUCCCAGUCAGAUAUCUGACCCAGUGAAAACUCAAGAUGUUCCGCCUACAAGUCAGGGUGUAGAUCACAAGCAAGUACAGAGAGAACUGGGUGAUGUUGUUCUGCAUCUCCACAAUCCCACCAUCCUUUCUUCUUCCUCAAUUGAAGUUCAUUGGACAGUUGACCAACAGUCCCAGUAUAUACAAGGGUAUAAAAUUCUGUAUAGACCAACAACUGUUUCUCAUGGAGAAUCUGACUGGUUAAUUUUUGAUGUGAGAACCCCAACAAAAAACAGUGUUGUCAUUCCUGAACUGAAAAAAGGUGUAAACUAUGAAAUUAAGGCUCGACCUUUUUUUAAUGAAUUUCAAGGAGCCGAUAGUGAAGUGAAAUUUGCAAAAACACUGGAGGAAGCUCCAAGUGCUCCUCCUCAAAGUGUUUCAGUAAGCAAGAAUGAUGGAAAUGGCACUGCAGUUGUCAUAUCUUGGCAGCCUCCCCCAGAGGACACGCAGAAUGGAAUGGUCCAGGAAUACAAGGUCUGGUGCCUUGGCAAUGAAAGUCGGUACCACAUAAAUAAGACAGUGGAUGGUUCAACUUUUUCCUUAGUAAUUCCAUCUCUAGUUCCUGGUAUUCGAUAUAGCAUUGAAGUGGCAGCAAGUACUGGAGCUGGACCUGGAGUAAAGAGUGAACCACAGUUUAUUCAAUUAGAUUCUCAUGGGAACCCUGUGUCACCAGAAGAUCAAGUCAGUUUAGCCCAGCAGAUUUCAGAUGUUGUAAAACAGCCAGCUUUCAUUGCUGGAAUUGGUGCUGCCUGUUGGAUUAUCCUAAUGGUUUUCAGCAUUUGGUUGUACCGCCACCGAAAGAAGCGAAGUGGACUUGCUACUACUUAUGCUGGUAUUAGAAAAGUCCCGUCUUUUACCUUCACACCAACAGUAACAUAUCAAAGAGGAGGAGAAGCCGUUAGCAGUGGAGGAAGGCCAGGUCUUUUGAACAUCAAUGAACCUGCCCCUCAGCCAUGGCUUGCAGACACGUGGCCUAACACUGGGAACAAUCACAAUGACUGCUCUAUCAACUGCUGUACAUCAAGCAAUGGAAACAGUGAUAGCAACCUCACUACAUAUAGCCGACCAGCUGAUUGUAUAGCCAAUUACAACAAUCAGCUGGAGAACAAGCAGACAAACCUAAUGCUGCCUGAGUCAACAGUUUAUGGAGACGUGGAUCUAAGCAACAAAAUCAAUGAGAUGAAAACUUUCAAUAGCCCCAAUCUAAAAGAUGGAAGGUUUGUCAGCCAACCAGGGCAGCCUACACCUUAUGCCACCACACAACUCAUCCAGUCAAACAUCAGCAAUGUUAACAGCAACGUUAAUAGUGGCAGCGGCGAUUUGAAUGAAAAGCAUUGGAAGCCUUCUGGACCACAGAAGCAAGAGGUUGCACCAGUUCAGUACAACAUUAUGGAGCAAAACAAAUUAAACAAAGAUUAUCGAGUAAAUGAUAAUGCUCCAACUAUCCCAUACAACCAAUCAUAUGAUCAGAAUACAGGAGGAUCCUACAACAGUUCAGACAGAGGAAGCAGUACAUCUGGGAGUCAAGGGCACAAGAAGGGUGCUCGAACCCCCAAGGCUUCAAAGCAGGCUGGAAUGAAUUGGGCAGACCUACUUCCUCCUCCCCCUGUACAUCCACCUCCCCAUAGUAAUAGUGAAGAUUAUAGUAUUUCAGUGAAUGAAAGCUAUGACCAGGAGAUCCCAUGCCCGGUACCACCAGCAAGAAUGUAUCUACAGCAGGAUGAGCUGGAGGAGGAGGAAGAUGAACGAGGUCCCACACCACCAGUUCGAGGAGCAGCUUCAUCUCCAGCAGCAGUGUCCUAUAGCCAUCAGUCUACUGCCACGCUAACUCCUUCCCCCCAAGAAGAACUCCAGCCUAUGUUGCAGGAUUGCCCAGAAGAAAUAAGCCACUUGCAACACCCACCGGACCGGAGGCGUCAGCCCGUGAGUCCUCCUCCACCUCCAAGGCCUAUCUCUCCACCACAUACCUACGGUUAUAUUUCAGGACCUCUUGUAUCAGACAUGGAUACAGAUGCACCAGAGGAGGAAGAGGAUGAAGCAGAUCUAGAAGUUGCCAAGAUGCAAAAUAGAAGACUCCUUUUUCGUGGCCUUGAGCAGACACCUGCUUCAAGUGUAGGAGAUCUGGAGAGCUCUGUGACAGGUUCCAUGAUUAAUGGCUGGGGAUCAGCCUCAGAAGAUGACAACAUAUCUAGUGGACGGUCUAGUGUUAGCUCAUCUGAUGGAUCCUUUUUUACAGAUGCAGAUUUUGCACAGGCUGUUGCAGCAGCAGCAGAAUAUGCUGGUCUUAAAGUAGCAAGGCGUCAAAUGCAAGAUGCUGCAGGAGGCCGUAGACGUUAUCAUGCCUCACACUGCCCUAGACCCACUAGUCCUGUAUCUACUGACAGCAAUAUGAGUGCUGCUGUAAUACAGAAGGUUCGUCCUGCCAAAAAGCAAAAACACCAGCAAGGACAUCUGCGCAGAGAAGUCUACACAGAUGACCUGCCACCCCCUCCUGUACCACCUCCUGCUAUAAAAUCUCCCACUGCCCAGUCCAAAUCUCAAAUGGAGGUUCGGCCUGUCAUGUUGCCAAAGUUGUCUUCUAUAGAACCUAGAACAGAAAGGGCAGUGGAAAGAAAAGGAACAAGCUAUAAAGGGAAAGAAGGUUCUGAUGGUCGCCAGCAUUCUGAUAUGCGGACAAGUUCAGCGGAGCGCCGGGAAACACAGGAACAGCAAAAUGACAGCAAACUGCGAGGGAACAAAGCAGCAAGGCGAGAUGGCACACCAGCAAAAACACAUCUUCUUCAAGAGGAUAUUCUGCCAUAUUGUAGACCCACAUUUCCAACAUCAAACAACACUAGAGAUCCCAGUUCCUCAAGCUCUAUGUCAUCAAGAGGAUCAGGAGGUAGACAAAGAGUAGAACAAGCAAAUCUGUGUCGAAGGAAUGUUGCAGAAAUGCAGGUAUUUAGAACAUAUGAGAGAGGAGAGGAUGAAGAAGAAGAAGAAGAAGAAGAAGAAGAAUUACAGGUAAUAGUCUGACAAUAAAUCAUUGGAGUAUGAAAAAUCUGUUGUGAA
Molecule: messenger RNA, 4920 nt
Organism: Gekko japonicus
Lineage: Eukaryota; Metazoa; Chordata; Lepidosauria; Squamata; Gekkonidae
Gene: ROBO1
Product: roundabout guidance receptor 1
Exons: 29
Coding region: 10-4884 (1624 amino acids)
Biological process (GO): axon midline choice point recognition; Roundabout signaling pathway; axon guidance
Cellular component (GO): neuron projection
Molecular function (GO): protein binding; axon guidance receptor activity
Source: RefSeq, a predicted model, not a curated record